AGUAUUCAGAUAAGACUUUUUCGACUAUAAAUAAGCCACUUUAAUUAAUCGGGAUCUUCAGUCUCUUCGUAAAAAUGAAGAUCGCAACUUUUUUGAUUUUGGCCUUUUUGGCUCUAUCCAAUGCCAACGUAACGAAAGACAUUCAUCCAGCUGCUGGUUUAAGUUUUGUAGAUAUGGUCGAAUUUUAUGGUUACCCAAUCGAAGUACAUGAAGAUAUCCAAACUGAAGAUGGUUAUUUAUUAACAAUGCAUAGAAUCCCACACGGAAAAUCGAAUGGCGAUCAAAAAGAUAAAAAAGUAGUUUUACUAAUGCAUUGCUUAAUGUGUAGUGGAGCAGUUUAUGCGGUUUAUGGACCAGAGAAUGGGCUUGCUUUUAUUUUGGCUGAUCAAGGAUACGAUGUUUGGAUGCCGAGUGCCAGAGGAACACAAUUUUCAAAGAAACACAUUACUUUAGACCCUGAAGAUGAUGCCGAUCAAUUUUGGAAAUUUAGUUGGCAUGAAAUUGGUUAUUACGACAUUCCAGCUUUUAUAGAUUACAUCCAAGAACAAACCGGUGUUGAGAAAAUGUCUUAUCUUGGUUAUUCUCAAGGAACAACUACUUUUUACGUUUUGGCAUCAUCACGACCAGAAUAUAAUGAUAAAAUUAACGUUGCAAUUUCUUUAGCACCUAUUGGUUAUAUGGGGAAUAUGACCGAUUCCUUCUUACGAUAUCUUUCGGAAUAUAUAGACGCUUUAAAUGAGUUACUCGACAUGAUUGGUUGGCAUGAAUUUGUACCAAAUUAUGAAUUAAUGGGACCUUUAAUGGAAUGGUGCAAAGGAAGUGGACAACAACUUUGUGAUAACAUUUUCUUUUUGAUAUUUGGACAAACUAGUGAAGAUAUGGAUGAUAAUUGGGGGCCAGUUUUUGCUACCCAUUUACCUGCUGGCGCUUCUUCAAAACAAUGGGUUCAUUAUGGUCAAGGAAUCCAAUCAGGAUUUUUCCGUCGUUUUGAUUUCGGAUUAGUUGGCAAUUUAGCUGAAUAUGGUUCUGUAACCCCUCCAAAAUAUGAUUUGGGCCAAAUCACUGCACCAACUGCUUUCUUAUAUGGAGAUAAAGAUAGCAACGCUAAUGUUGUGGAUGUUGAACAAUUACUUAGAGAACUUCCCAAUGUGGUUUUUGAAAAACUCGUCGAAGGAUACGCCCAUGGUGAUUUUAUUUUCGCUCAAGAUGUUACAGAAAGAGUUAAUGAGCAUGUUGUAGAAAUAUUAAAUAAUUAUUAAAGAUAAUUUCAUUCAUAAUUUUAGUU
Onthophagus taurus is the source of this 1285-nucleotide messenger RNA. RefSeq names its product lipase 3-like. Gene Ontology annotation, biological process: lipid metabolic process. The record is from RefSeq and is a predicted model, not a curated record. Gene Ontology annotation, molecular function: hydrolase activity, acting on ester bonds. Lineage: Eukaryota; Metazoa; Arthropoda; Insecta; Coleoptera; Scarabaeidae.